Messenger RNA from Aspergillus chevalieri, 597 nucleotides. Its product is annotated as dynactin subunit 5. The coding region runs from base 1 to 597 and encodes 198 amino acids. The transcript is spliced from 2 exons. NCBI's taxonomy places the organism in Eukaryota, Fungi, Ascomycota, Eurotiomycetes, Eurotiales, Aspergillaceae. The record is from RefSeq and is a predicted model, not a curated record.
AUGCCUCCCAAAGCUUUCAAGGGCGAUUACAUUGAGACGGACACGGGCAACAAAAUCUCCCGCCGCGCGCAAAUCCACGGAACCCAACGUAUCAUCCUCGGCGGAAAAACAGUCAUUCAAACAGAUGCCGUUAUCCGCGGUGACCUCUACCGCUCUUCUUCCUCCCACGCCUCUACAGAUGAUCCAGCCUCCGCCGCACCGUCUCCCUCCGUCGCUAUAACUGUUGGUCGCUAUAGUUAUAUCUCUAAACAAGCGAUUCUCCGCCCGCCUUCGCGUCUGCACCGUGGUGUGCACUCAUACUAUCCGUUGAAGAUUGGCGAUCAUGUGUUUGUGGGUGAGCGCGCGGUCGUCGAGGCGGCUAGCGUCGGGAACCAUGUGCAUAUCGGGAAGGAGGCUGUGAUUGGGGGGAUGGCGAUAUUGAAAGAUUUUGCGGUUGUGUUGGAUGGGACGGUUGUUCCGGCGGGAAUGGUUGUGCCGAGUUGGUGUGUUGUUGGUGGGAGGCCGGCGAGGAUUGUAGGGGAGGUUGGGGAGGGGUAUGGAGUUGAGGGGGCGGAUGGGGGUUUGGCGAGGGAGAGGUAUCGCUUAGUUGGGAGGUGA